Molecule: messenger RNA, 616 nt
Organism: Drosophila suzukii
Lineage: Eukaryota; Metazoa; Arthropoda; Insecta; Diptera; Drosophilidae
Source: RefSeq, a predicted model, not a curated record
UAUUUGGCAUUGUUAACCCGGUCACACCUGUUCUCAUUUAUUUGUUAUUAACCGCUUUUUGGUUUGUUAUAAUACUUUGUCCUAAAAUAAUGUCUGCUUUUGGUGAUUCUGAUGAGGAAACCGACUUCAAGGAGAUCAGCUCAACAAAUUACCAACGCGUCCAGGAAAAAGUAGCAAAGAUAAGCUAUGCAGAUGGCAUUUCCGAUGGAAGGGAGAAGGUAUUUCAGGACAGCUUUGACGAGGGCUUUGAAAAUGGGUUCAAAACGGGCUUUGAACUUGCCAAACUAAGUGCCUUUUAUGAAACCAUGAAAAAUGUAGAGGCGGAAAAUAUGGAAUUUAGAACAGAACAAGAGGCUUACGAAAAACUAAAACUAGCAGAUGCCACCGAUAAAGCACACUUUAAAUAUUUAGAGCAUCAGGGAAAACCUCUUAAUGUUAUAUCGAACGAACAAAGGACCUAUGUGGACGACCUUCUGGGAACACUUGUGCAGCAACUCCCAGCCACUACAAAUUUAUUCACUUCGAGCAGCGGUGCUUCUAGUGUUAAUGUGGUUUAAUGCAUGUGUUUGGGAAUUAUCAAAAUUAACUGAAAAUAUAUAUUCUUGCGACUUAUAAA